This is a messenger RNA of Xyrauchen texanus (razorback sucker), 7536 nucleotides long. RefSeq names its product RNA binding motif protein 14b (gene rbm14b). Gene Ontology annotation, cellular component: cytosol. NCBI's taxonomy places the organism in Eukaryota, Metazoa, Chordata, Actinopteri, Cypriniformes, Catostomidae. The transcript is spliced from 4 exons. The coding region runs from base 193 to 1839 and encodes 548 amino acids. Gene Ontology annotation, molecular function: zinc ion binding; mRNA binding. The record is from RefSeq and is a predicted model, not a curated record.
UCUCUAGUUGCUUUUGUGCGUUUUGUAAAAUGUACGUUUAGUUAACUUAUGCAUAGUGUAGAAGUAGAUGAGCGGCACUCUCAGCCCCCAGUCUCCCUCAGCAUGCGUUCAUUCCUCACUACUGAAGAAUGAGCGUGUUUCUAAAGAACGGAAGUAGACCGACCAUUUUGAAACCCCGCACCGCUAAGCACAAUGGAUAAGGGCAACACUGUUAAGCUCUUUGUUGGGAACCUGGCCCUGGACACUACGCAAGAAGAACUGUCAGCCAUCUUUGAGUCAUACGGACAGGUGGUUAGCUGCAGCGUCUUGAGGCAGUUCGCUUUUGUCCACCUGCAAGGAGAGGGUGCUGCCGAACGUGCUAUUAGGGAGCUCAGUGGCAGAGAGUUCAAAGGCCGUAACCUAGUGGUGGAGGAGUCACGGGGACGCCCACUCCAUUCCACAAAGGUUUUUGUGGGUAAUCUGAGCAGUAUGUGCACCACAGAAGACCUCCAGGAGCUGUUUCAGACUUUUGGGAAAGUUUUGGAGUGUGACAAGGUGAAAGGUUAUGCCUUUGUACAUAUGGAGAACAAGGAAGAUGCCCUGCAGGCUAUCGAGGCUUUGCAUGGGACCUCCUUCAAAGGCCGGCCACUAUCAGUGGAGCUCUCCAAAGUUCAGCCAAGUAAGCAGGCCCCUACUGGAAAGAUCCCAUGCGUAAGCUGUGGCAAACAGGGUCACUACGCAGGUGAAUGCCCUGCUGGGAAGCCCACCCUGGAGCAAUAUCAGAGCCAAGCAGCCGUGCUAGCCGCUGCGGCUGCUGCGGCUGCUGGCCUGCCAUUGCAGGUUCAACAGAGUGUCCACAAUUCUGUGUACAACACCUCUACUUUUGAUCCCACUUACGCUGCUCUGACUGGACUUACAGCCGGUGCAAGGGCAGAGGGAGGAACAGCGGUGGCUCCAGCCGUCUAUGGAGCAUUAGCCAGUCAAGUGUACGGAACAGUUGCCAAUCAGUUCUACAGCGGGACAUUUGCAAAUCAGGCGCUCGGCAACAGUGCUGCUGCUGCGCAGAUGUAUGGCUCUGUUAACCCAGUUCUUUAUGGACAGAUGACGAGUGGUGCAGUCGCAGCUGCUGCUGCUGCAUAUGGUCCACAGGUUUAUGCGUCGGCGGUAGCUAAUCCAGUGUUCCUAGCCGCGGCACACAGCAUGGAUGUACCGGCAGCUGGUGCUACUGCUGUUAACCCAGCCUAUACAGUAGCACCAGCUCUCUACAGUGCUACACCAGCUUACGGGGCUCUGGGGGCAGCUGAUCCAGCAGCUUUCUUAGAGGCAGCAAGGGCACACUACUUUGCACAAGGACAGCAAAUGCUAGCUGAACAGCAACAUACCAGCUCCAAGUCAGGAGAGAGGGACCGGAGUCCACUAAGAAGAUCAGCCCCUUUGCUGCCAGACCCUGUUAUGAAACCAUUUAUGUACCAGAGGGCCAAACGCAGAGCCUUGUUACCUACUCCAGCUGGUCGAGAGGAAGCUUCUGCACAGGAGGAUGACCCUAUAGCCAGAUACUAUGCCGAAUACUACCAGCAGUACCAGCAGCUGCAGCACUACCCACAGUACCAGUAUGCCUACUCAUCUCCCAAUCCCCUUGUGGCGAUGCCCGGACUAUCCACACUGUCUGGUGUGCCUGCUCAACAAGUAGCAACGCUCGACACUCUCAGGCCAGUGCUGAACGCCGCCCCCAUGCCUGCUGCAAUCGCCAUGGCAACACAGCGCGUGUAUGAGCCUCCGCCGAUUCCGCCGUCGCACAAGGAGCCCCUCCUCCGCCGCCCCGAACUCGCCCUACACACCCCUGAAACACCCUUCCGAUAGUGUCCUCCACGUCCUUUCUGCCUCUCCUUUCUUGUGCUGCCUGUGUGUGUGUGUGUGUGUGUGUGUGUGUGUGUGUGUGUGUGUGUGUGUGUGUGUGUGUGUGUGUGUGUGUGUGUGUGUGUUUGUUUGUGUGUUUAAGAUGGUGGGCGUGUUGGUUUUAUCUAUAGACUGGAACCUCUAACCUUGGUUCUGAUCACACACCGGUGCAGUCAGGGCUGAAAAAGGGAAACUGCAUGCUCUCAUUCCCUCACACUUUACCAAUGAAACACAUCAGUGGUCUGUUUAAGAAAUGUCCACUGACCUUAAAUCUAUUGCCAGUUAGGUGUAGAUUAGGGGUAUAGGGUAGAUUAGGUAUUUGCCAUGAUGAUUUUAAACUUUUAUAUUCAUAAGUGUUUGUAGUCUAUGAAUGAUACUGUACUUGAUAAUUUUAAACAUUGCUUGAAAUUGUCAUACGAACGUAACCAGUUUACAUAUUCAUAUAGUUAUUGAGAAAUUAGAUAUUGAAAUAUUUCAAUAAGUUUGAAUGUAAGUUUACUCCAAAGGGGUGUGAAGUGUUGGACCAGGGUUGGACAGUGUUUUACAUGUCUUUGUGUGUGUUUCUUGUUUUUCUCUGGGACUGUGUUGUAGCUUGUAUGCUUUCCAUUGGUUGUCACAAUAGGACAUGUACACGUGCACAGGGAAGCAACCUCGAUCCACACGCACAUACAUACGCAUCCCUUACACCCCAGAUGGGGAAACAUUAGUUAUGACCUUUAACACCUCCCUUCCAUCCCUGUCCACCCAUCCUGAAAGCUGAAAGACACUGUGACUUUUCUCCCCUCCUACUUUAUGUAGCUACUUCCAUAAAUAUGGAGAUGUAUGGGAAAUACUUAAUCAUGAAGGUGUAGUUAGUAAUUUGCUGGGAUUGGCCCUCCGGCCUGUCUGUCUUAUGGGAGCGUCUCUACGUUCACCGACUUAACUGCCACAAAAUUAAUCAUAGAAUCUGUUUUAAGUGUCUUAUUAAUGCUAUCAUGUUUUUUUUUAUUUUUUAUAUUAAAGUAGUUAUAAGGGACUCAAAUAUUCAUUUAAAGAAACAUGCUCAACAAACAUAAACAUUUUUUUUUUAACUUUUGUUUACAGCUUCAAGCGAGAUAUACUUUUACGCAAAGAUUGUUUAUAGCCAAAAAAAGAAAUCCUGCCAAAAUCAUGUUUUUCAGUGGCCUAUGAUUCUUAUGCCUUAGUAGUGAAAUGUAUUAAAGAUUUUUUUAUUUUUAUUUUUUAUCUGUAGUCUUAUAAUGUGAAACUGGAUUAAGGCUACACUUAAGUGCUGUAUAUUUUGUGGUGCUGUGAUUUGGAAUUAAAUGCAUUGGGAGAUUCCUAUCAGUUUCUUUCAGUCUUCCUGCUCUUUUCACUGCUGAAACUCCAUAGUUGACCCUCACUGCAUCUCUCUUCUUCUCUCAUUGCAUCUGCCUCUCAUUUAGUGCCAGUAUGUCAUUCGUUUACCAUGCCCUUAUUCAAACCUACAGUAUGUGAUGAGGAUGUCAAUGUGUGAAUGUGAAUGCUUAUCUUACUAAAUGUUUUGCAUCGACAUUCACAUUUGUAGUUUCUAUCAAGGUAACUAUUUUUGCCACAAGUGAAGACUGUACACAAUCUAUACUGACUAUAUAACAAGACUACAAAUAAAGAGCCCGCCCGAUCAUUUAAAGAGGAAACACUAGAGCUUUUGCUGGAGCUUUUACUAUUUUUGCCUUUUGAUGUUUCAUGAUUGUUUUUCCUUUGUGAAAGACCAGACUCAUGAAUCGGAAUCCUGAAAAGAAGCUUAAGGAGUAGAGACUGAUCCCAAUCUCACCCCUGUCUCUAUGGAUGGGGUAAGUCUGGGGUCAACCCCACUCUAUACCCCACCCCACCAUACCAAACCCCCUACAGGAGCAACAAAUUCUUCUGCCCAGCUUCUGGUCCCUUUUAGCCACCCAAAGACUGCAUGCAGCUUUUGUAACUGGUGUGGUGUACAAUGACAAUUUGUGACUAGAUUUUAAGAUUCAAGCAGUUUUGCAUAUUGCAAAACGUUAUUUAUGUGUGAGUGUCAGAUGACACUAGCACUGUUAGACCAUUUUGCAAUUGUUUUCUGAUGUUUUACGUGAUGGGGCUGAGUGCACAUGUAAAUUUAAGACUUAUUCCAUAUAUCUUCGCUCGUUUGUAUAGCAGUGGCUUUGCUGUAGUGCAUGCUUCCUUUUUGUUUUCUUGUUUCAAGCCCCAUAAAACGAACACUUACUGAUGUGAUUGUUCCAACUGAACUAGGUCCCUAUGGAACUGUGAACACCAUGAGCAGUGCUGGUUGGGUGAAAGAAAGUUAGUGCCAGGCAAUGCACGGGAAGUUCUCUAUCUCCAUUCAGGUAAAAGCACUGUGCCCCCUUUCUGCCUGUCGUGCACCCUUUCUGCGUGUGCGCCUUGACCGCAUACCUGCUCUAUUUCUCCUCACUACCACCCCACCCCUUCUGUAGAUUCCUCACUAUUUGUCACCAUUGCCAGAGCCAAUGAGAUUCUCUAAACACUAUUAUUACGCUACUAUCUGUUACUGCCAAAGGGGGUGGGGGUUGGGGAGUGACCAUUUAUUUUUUUGGUGGUUAGUGUCUCGUAAUGGUUGGGUACUUGGUGAUGUGUGGGUUUAGCUUUGGAGAGAAUGUGGUCAUAAUUGGUUCAUAUACGGUUUAAUUAAUGGUUUAUUAGUUGGUGGGUGAAUAAAUCAAUGAGAUUUGAAUGUGUCUUUGAGUGGCUAUAUGAACACAUGGGGGUGGCAAGGGGUGGCUGAUAAAAAAAGAGUGUCAAAGGUUAGUACUUGUGAGUCAAACUGUUCUAAGGCUUGGUAGAUGUGGACCUUGCUCAAGAGUUCCUACAGUAUCGCCGACUUCGCCUGGCCCCCGUCGCCUGUGCCUUUAGUUUUUUAUGAUUUUACUCCAACACCAUCAGGCCUCCCCAAGUCUGCUCGCCGUUGACUCCCAAUUUGCCGUCGCCCUCGUCGUAUCAUCAGUGAUAGCUGUUGAGUUUGUUUACUGUUAACCAAUGCCUAAACGAAUCCUCAUAGCUUUGUGUCACUAGACCUGAGAUACCGGUUAAACUUAAUUCGCAAGACUCUCAUUUGGACACUGGCAGGCCUUAUCUUGUAGGGCAGCACUUAUGAUUUGCCUCAAUCCAGCAGUGAAUUCUCUGUAUAAACUUCUACUUAUGCCUUCUCGAUCAGUGUUGGGUAGUAAUGGAUUUCUUGUAAUCUUGAUAAAGUAAUCAGAAUUGAAAAAUUGUGUGUGUGGGGGGUUAUAACUGAGCGAUGCAAUCUUUGGUUCUCUAUAUGCAUUAUUUAUAUGAAAUAUAAAAUUACAAUUAAUAUAUCAUUAAAAAUAUAUAUUUUAAUAAAUGUUUUGCUUAUCAUCUAGCCAUGUGUGCAUAACAAAAUUGAUUUGGCCACACCUUCUCAUGAAUAAUUACAUGGUACAAAUUGUUAAUCUCCAAAACAUAUCUUGAGACAUUCAAUUUGUUUUAUUUCAAAGCUUGAUUAAGUUUUUUUUUUACAAUACCUAAAUGACAUGCCUAAAUAACAACAAUAAUGAUAACGUGCAUGAUAUCACUGCCUUGCAUCUUGAAUCUUGAGAAACACAGUUUACUGAGUGACUGACAAAUAGGAAGUUCAUCAUUUUAUGUUAUUUACUGAUUACAAUUUUAGUUGUGUAAUUUAUAAUCAAUACCAUAACAUAUUUCAGAAGUAAUCUACCCAACACUCUCCUUGAUUGACAAAACUUUUCAGGCUAGAGGAGAAUUUAUGAAAUUAUAUUCAGAGAGUUUAUCUGAAAGCCAACUUUUGUCACCUGUUCAAAUGAGAGUCUGAUAAGUUUGUGUUUGAAGUAACUUGGGUAUCUUGCAGAUCCUUUUUCCUUGGGAAAAAAAAGGAACCACAAAUCCACGUAAAUCUCUCCUUUCCACUGCCAAGGUGCCGGUGCCCAUUCUGGAAUUAUCCUGUGUGUUUUAUUUUUAAAUCAGUAGUAAGACUCAUGAAGCGCCAUGUUUGUUUGUGGGCAGGUUGUGUUGAAAUGUUGUCACUUACGUCAUUAUUUAGCUCUCAAAUCAGUGGAAGAACUGUCAGUGGGCUGGUUUACCAUUUUGGUGGAAGAGGGGUAUCUAGGCUCCUAUAGGACUUCCUUCAGAGGAGCAUAGUAGUGGUGUACCUCAUUCGAAGGUGCUAUUUUUUACAGGCCACAUGAUCACUUUAAAGUGUCUGAUCAUGUGUGUUCAAGGUAAAUCUCUUUUUGUUUGGCAAAACAUGCAAAGACAGAUUGAUCUACUGAAUUCGGAAACAGUAGGUUGAAUUUUCUUGAGCUAAAGUCAGUCUCUGCUUACCAAAAUUUUAAGAACUGCCUCCAGUGGCCAAAAGGAGAGUGUUUUUAAACAUAAGGGUGCAUGUGAGCUCCAGUUUUCGGGUGAAAUACACCCUCAGAGUGGGCGCCAAAGACAAGUUGUUUAUAGCUGUAUAGGAUGUAAUACAGUGAAGAGCAAUGCAUAUUUUAUUCAUUCUUCCCCAAGCCUAAACCUAAUCAUCAGUGGAAUAAAAAUGUAUUCUUAGAGGGAAAUUGGAACCUUCGAAUCUUACUCAACACAGAUGUCACAAACAUGAUUACUUCCUGGAUUCAACAAUCUGGAUUUCCCACUUGGCCUCUGCGCACUUCCGGUUGCACUACUGGAGAAGUUAAUAGUUUGAACCGAUGCAACAAGUUCUGGAUGUUGAUGGCGCUUGUCAGUAACUCUGCAUAAUGGGGCCGGUAUCAGGGUACUGGCACAUUCUGAAGCAAAUUUCGACUUCUCGUGUGUUCAUGUUGCAAGACAUUUAGCAUCUUUACGCAUACUGUCUUGUGUUUCUUUCACUUUGCCAGUAGAAAUAAGGAAAAACGGUAAAUGAGCCGGAAAUGGAAAAAGGGCUAAAUAACCCCCUUUUCAAUCUAUUCAGACCAUAUUAUGGAAGAAGAACUGUCCAUGACCUUAAGGCAGAUACAAUGUCUGUGAUCCAGAGAUAGAGUAUCAGUGGCACUCCCAAUAUCAAUAGUUCUGUAUUAAGAUAUCUGGCGUGCAGGUAUUUGUGGUUGACAGAUAUUUCUAUGAUGUCUCCGCGACUGGGGUUCGUCUUUGAUGGCAGAUGUCUGUGGCAGAUAGAUUUCCGAGUUGUAUGAGUGGAACCUUCCAUAUUCAGUAUGUUGGUUCUGUAAUAUUUAGAAUUGAAAAACAAUCCUCCUAGAAUAUACUCUUCCAACAUAAGCCUCCCUGAAUGUAGAUGGUAUGUUCCAUGGUUUCCAUGGAUUACGGAAUGCUCCCCCUGAUAAUUUUUUCCUCCACAGAUCCCUUCUAGUGUUUGUAUCCCCUUAAAUGUGAAAAGGUCCAGUAUUUUAAUUUUGUAUCUCUGAGUAAUUUUUAGAACUGGGUGAAGAUAGUGCUUUGACUUUUGAAGGUUAAAGUCAGUCAUUUUAUAACUGAUGUUUGGAACUGGAAUAAAUUCUAUUGCAGGCGAUAGGACAUGAGCUGGUUGUAAUUGUUUUAAUUACCUUCUGUUGAAUAUAUGCAUGCUUUUGUUCAUGUGUGUAUAUCCAAAAACCUUGCAACUUGUAAAGUGUACUCUUCUACACCAGCUUUUGCAUGAACACUGUCUGGCAUUGCAUGCUUGCUGCAAUAAACUAGUACUAC